This is a messenger RNA of Brassica oleracea var. oleracea, 556 nucleotides long. RefSeq lists its product as uncharacterized. The coding region runs from base 19 to 348 and encodes 109 amino acids. The record is from RefSeq and is a predicted model, not a curated record. The transcript has a single exon. Lineage: Eukaryota; Viridiplantae; Streptophyta; Magnoliopsida; Brassicales; Brassicaceae.
AAGAAAAAGACUAGAAAAAUGGGCAAUUUUCUUAGGAGAAGCAGCGCAGUGCACCCGGUUCUCGGCGGCGACGGAGUACGAAGAGAAAACGUGGAGACGGGAGAGAAGAAUGGUCGUUUAAGGAUAAAAGUGAGGAUGAGAAGAGAUAAACUUGAAGAGCUUUUGUAUUUGGCGCGUCGUGGUGAUCAGUCUGACGGUGACGGUGGUAAUAUUGGUAUCUUGAUUCUUAAAGAAUGUAUGGAAGGUCGCUUACCGGCGAGGGUUCUUAGCUCCGAUGAAUAUGUUUCGCCUCAACCGUGUGGAACCUACUUGGUAUCGAGAAGAUUGAGUUCCAUCAAAGAGGAAUAAUUGAAUGAGUAUGUGCUUGUAGAAUAUGUACUGUCGUCUUGAUUGCCCUUUUUACACAAAAAAAAUAAAAAGUGUCUUGAUUCUUGAAUAUAAACAUAAGCCUAAAGUACUUAGAAUUUUAGAUAAACGACACUUAAUAACGUUUUUGAGAUUCUUGUUAUAUAUGUUAGGCUAAAAAGGAAUAAGAGAGACCAUGUUGUGUCGCAUU